Messenger RNA from Helobdella robusta, 1715 nucleotides. RefSeq lists its product as hypothetical. The coding region runs from base 215 to 760 and encodes 181 amino acids. Gene Ontology annotation, biological process: vesicle-mediated transport; intracellular protein transport. The record is from RefSeq and is a predicted model, not a curated record. The transcript has 5 exons. NCBI's taxonomy places the organism in Eukaryota, Metazoa, Annelida, Clitellata, Rhynchobdellida, Glossiphoniidae. Gene Ontology annotation, cellular component: plasma membrane; cytoplasm. Gene Ontology annotation, molecular function: GTP binding; GTPase activity.
UCAUCAACGAGAUCUUAAGAGACUACUAACGAGAAGUUCGGUUUCCAUUUUAUUUUUCAUUCAAAAUUCUCCAUUCAGUUAUCUCUGUAAUAUCUUUUCAAGCCAUCCAUAGGAAGUCAAAACUUUUGCCUGAUUACUUCCUUCUCGUCUGAUUUAGAACCAAAGUUGAAAAUAGAAAAAGAAGCUACCUGAGUAAGAACCUACCUUCACCAUCAUGGGGAACAUAUUCACCAAAUUGUUCCAGGGCCUCUUUGGCAAGAAGGAGAUGAGGAUCUUGAUGGUGGGGCUCGAUGCCGCCGGAAAAACUACCAUCCUGUACAAGUUGAAACUAGGAGAAAUUGUCACAACUAUUCCUACAAUUGGCUUCAAUGUAGAAACAGUAGAAUACAAGAACAUCAGCUUCACAGUGUGGGAUGUUGGGGGCCAGGACAAGAUCAGACCUCUCUGGAGGCAUUACUUUCAAAAUACACAAGGCUUAAUAUUUGUGGUGGACAGCAACGAUAGGGAGAGAGUGGGUGAGGCCAGGGAGGAGUUGAUGAGGAUGCUGGCAGAGGAUGAACUGAGGGAUGCCGUACUCCUUGUUUUCGCUAACAAACAGGACCUUCCAAACGCAAUGAAUGCAGCUGAGAUAACGGACAAGUUGGGCCUGCACUCACUUCGCCAGAGGAACUGGUACAUACAAGCGACGUGUGCUACGAGUGGAGACGGGCUGUACGAGGGCCUUGACUGGCUCUCCAACCAACUCAAAAAUCAGAAAUAAUUUCUUUUAGGCUGCUAGUGAAUGAAUGAUUGGUUGGUUGGUUGAUUGAUUAGUUGGUUGAUUGAUUUGUUGGUUUAUUGAUUGGUUGAUCACAUUUUAUAUAAACAACAUUAAUACUUACUUAUUUAACUAUAUUAUUACAAGCUAUAUAUUCAUCUGACGCUAAUUUGUUUAUAUUAAUUAUUUAUUUAUUCGUCUUGUUAUUUUAUUAUUUUGGUUAUAAUUAUAAGAAUAUUAUUGUUAUUAUUAUUAUUUGAUGAUUGACAAAGAUCUAAUGAUAAGAAUUUAUCUUUUAUUAUUAUUGAAAUAAUGAUAUAGCAACAUUAUGAUUGCAAAGCUUCUCCUCCAUUAACACAAUUUCUCCCGUUCACUUGUAUUCGUUUGUUCGUUCUUUCGUUCGUUCUUUCAUUUGUUGGUUAAUUGAUUGGUUGGUUGGUUGGUUAUUUGAUGAACUUGCCAGUGUAGAUUGAACGGCAGUGUCUUUAUAAAUGAAAAUUAUGAAAGCCAAGUUAGCAUUGAUGUUGACGUAACUGUCUUCAAUGAAAGAAAUAAAUCGAAUGAAAGAACGAAAGAGAUUGAAUGAAUAAAUGAAUAAUGGGAAGAAAGCAACUACUACUAGUAGUAUGUAGGCAAGUAUGUACGUACAAAUACCCACACACUCGUGCAUGGUAUGAAACCAGACUUGUAUCUCCGUAUGCAUAUUUGUGUCUGUCUUUGUGCAUGCAUUCGCAUUGCUCGUGAAUCUUCCGUCUUGUUUUGCUGGCUUGGUUGUAAUCAAAUUUAUCAAUAAUUUAAUUACAAUAUUUCUCCUAUCUUAAUAAAGAAGUGUCUCAAAGAUAUAUUUCAUUUAUAGUUUAUUAUGUAAACUAUAUAUUUAUAUAUAUAUCUAAUUUGUAGAAACAUUUGUAUGAUUUAUUUAUCUUUGUUAUAAAUAAAGCAUGGAUAGAAAGACGUU